AUGAAUAGUGAAAUAAGGAAAAUUGUGCAUACAUAUGGAAUUGAAUAUAUAUGCGAAAAAAGGGAAAAAAAAAAUAUUAUUUUAUUUAUAAUAAUAACAUUUUCUCUAUAUUAUAUAUACUACUUAUAUUUGGGAUACAAAAAAGGCAUUUUUAUUAUUAACGAAGUUCAAAUAUUUAUUUUGUUUUUCUAUAUAUUGUUAAUCAUAACAUAUUUAAACAAUUAUAGUAUUGAAAAAUUAUUUUUAAUAAAUAAUGUUGGUAUACAAAUUGAGAAAAGUAGUUGGCUGCAACAUUCGUUAAAAUUUAUUUGCAUAAGCGAUGUGAAAAGAAUUUUUAUUAAUGAAGUGAUAUAUAUUUUUGAAAUAUGCCCAAAAUUAUGCAUUGUCCUUAAAAAUACAAAAUCUCUAGUUAUUUUCGAGGAUUAUCAGCUAGGAAUUAAGAACUUGAUUAUGAUAUAUAGAGACAUGAAAAGUGUUAUUUUUGAUGAAGAUAAUUUAGAAUUAAAAAAUAUUAAAGUUAUGGAUGUAGAAAAUAAAAAUAUUGAGAUAGUAAAAAAAGAUGAUGAAAUAUAUAAAGAACAAAAUAGUUCCUCAUUAAAUAAUACAUGUAAUUUGAGCGAUAUUUAUGUAAAUAGUGAUAAUAUUUAUAAAUUUAUUAAGUCAAACAGUUUUGAAAAAUGUAUGAUUAAAAAUAAAACUAAUCAAAAUAAAAUAACGAAGACAUUUGAUAUACAUAUUAGUAAAAAAUUAGCUAUUGAAAUUAUGAAUAGCUGA
Messenger RNA from Plasmodium yoelii, 774 nucleotides. RefSeq names its product phosphatidylinositol N-acetylglucosaminyltransferase subunit H, putative. Gene Ontology annotation, cellular component: glycosylphosphatidylinositol-N-acetylglucosaminyltransferase (GPI-GnT) complex. The transcript is spliced from 5 exons. The coding region runs from base 1 to 774 and encodes 257 amino acids. Gene Ontology annotation, biological process: GPI anchor biosynthetic process. The record is from RefSeq and is a predicted model, not a curated record. NCBI's taxonomy places the organism in Eukaryota, Apicomplexa, Aconoidasida, Haemosporida, Plasmodiidae.